AGUUCAAAAGUAGCAGGUAGUGAACAGUUCCGACUUCCUUACUAAACCUAGUAGGUAUAUGCGAACACUAUCGCGAGUACGAUACCUAGCUCAAAAAAGGAUUUUAUUUUCCUACUUUUAUCUUAUCAUUACAUGGCGUGACUACCCAUAGUACCCGCAGAUAAAUUCUGUAUUGAUUCUAAAGUAAACCAUGCUGAUAUCAGCAUUUUGUUGUAACGUGUUAAGGUGGUAAAAUGCUAGGUUAAUGCUUUUUUUCAGUCUUUACUCGUUGACUAACUUUCGUCAAAGUUUUAAUGCGCUUUUAAAUGUAGUGACUAGUGACUCUCUAACGGUAACCAUAACUCACCAUUAGUGAUACAACAUGACGGAAACAAGCGACAGAUUAUGGAAAAAGCCUCAAAAUGUCGAAGAAUUUGCCAAGUCAACGGCAACCGUACAAAACCCUAAACAAACCGAAGAUAAUACCGUUUCUGAUACUUGGACAGAAUUAAGCAGUCAUCCUUCGUGGAAUAAUUUAUUCCUUUUAUUAGAGAAUUACAUCAAUCGUUGCAAUAAAUUGGAAAAAAAAUCUCGUCGAAAAAGUUCCGCCGACCAUGAAACCACAGUGAAGAAGGUGAGCAUUCGGAAAAAGUAUAAAAAAUAUAAGAAACGUUACCAUAAAUUAAUUAAAAAUGAAACUUCGCGAACAUCUGAUAGCGGAUACGAACGUACUCCUAAGAGUGAAAAACCAACUGAAUUUAACGACAGUAAUUAAGAUACAUAAGUGAUAACCUAAUGUAAAUAGACUGAUCUCGAGAGAAAAAGCUGUGAAUUUAUGUUUCUUUUUUUUUUACUAUUAUUUUAAAUUUAUUAACUACAUAUAAGUGACUACCUACGUAUUUUAAGCUGGUAAAAAUGUAUAUUUCGACACUUUGUAAUAUUUUCAUUAGGUAGGUAAGAAUUGUGUAACAUGUGGACUGAAAUUAAAAUGUUUCUUAUCUGUU
Planococcus citri (citrus mealybug) is the source of this 983-nucleotide messenger RNA. RefSeq lists its product as uncharacterized. The coding region runs from base 362 to 754 and encodes 130 amino acids. The record is from RefSeq and is a predicted model, not a curated record. The transcript has 2 exons. NCBI's taxonomy places the organism in Eukaryota, Metazoa, Arthropoda, Insecta, Hemiptera, Pseudococcidae.